Molecule: messenger RNA, 168 nt
Organism: Pyricularia oryzae 70-15
Lineage: Eukaryota; Fungi; Ascomycota; Sordariomycetes; Magnaporthales; Pyriculariaceae
Exons: 3
Coding region: 1-168 (55 amino acids)
Source: RefSeq, a predicted model, not a curated record
AUGGAUGGGCUCAGUCGGAUUUUCUGGUUCGGUUUCUGGAUCAGCGACAGCAGUAUAAAGACUCGGGGUCCCAAGGUGUCUGCCCGGCAAGCCGGGUAUGUGAUUGUUGUGGAGAGGAUCAGGAACAGGCACAAGAGGCAAGAUCGAGGACUGGGGAGGAAGCGUUGA